Messenger RNA from Cynara cardunculus var. scolymus (artichoke), 1472 nucleotides. RefSeq lists its product as uncharacterized. NCBI's taxonomy places the organism in Eukaryota, Viridiplantae, Streptophyta, Magnoliopsida, Asterales, Asteraceae. The record is from RefSeq and is a predicted model, not a curated record. The transcript has 2 exons. The coding region runs from base 24 to 365 and encodes 113 amino acids.
AUGGAAGAGAUAGAGAAGGAGAGAUGGGCGGCGGAGGAGAAGAAUGGAAGAAAACGGCAGAUACUCACAAAAUGAGUCCAGAGGAAGUGAAAAAGGCAGGGAUCGAAUCAUCCAAGAGACCACCGGGCCACAACCCCGGCGGCGUCCUCCACCAGCGCCGUAGUUUACCGUUCAGCACCACCACCAUGACUGUCGUCGGUUUCCUUAUGGCUGGCGGAAUUGGGUACUCCGUUUUGUAUGCCUCCAAAAAACCAGAAGCCACCGCACUUGAUGUUGCUAAGGUGACCACCGGAGUUGCUGAUCCCGCCGAUACCCACCCACGCGGCGAAGCUACACCACCGGAAGACACCAGUCCACGAAAAUAACUAGAUCCCAUGCCUGUCUGUUGGGGAGAUCGUAGUGCAUAAUAGAGCGAGAUUUAUAACCACCAUCAUUUCUUGGACGUCGUAGUCUGUACCCAGCCUUGGAUCAACUAGCUCCAUCAAAUUACCCUCGUUUUUUAAAGCAACGGCCUAAAUAAAGCGACAAGGGAAAGAUGAUGAAUAAAUUCAAGUUUAUAAGUUGGAAAAGGUUCAUGUCAGUUACCCGAUCAAGAAGAACAAAAUGGUUCUCCUUUGUCCUGUCAACAGUGUUGGCCAUCCCGCUAACGAUCUCUAAAAGAACGAUGCCAUAGCUAUAGACAUCGGCUUUAUCCGUGAGGUAACCACGCAAUGCGUAUUCAGGAGCCAUAUAUCCACUGAAAAUCGUAAAGAAAAGGGAAACCUUGAAGCGAUCUUCGUAACCUAUCAGUUAUAGCAAACAAGGUGUAAACUGGCAUGUAAAUGACUCACUAAGUUCCAGCAAUACGGGUGCUUAUAUGGGUAUUGUCCUCUUCAUCAAGCUUAGCCAAACCAAAAUCAGAAAUCUUGGCGUUUAAAUCCUUAUCGAGCAGCACGUUGGUUGCUUUGAUGUCUCUGUGCACAAUCUUUAAUCUUGAUUCUUCAUGCAGAAAAAACAUCCCUCUCGCUAUACCAAUGCAGAUCCUGUAUCUUGUUGGCCAAUCAAGUUCCAACUGCCAUUUUUCAGUCCCUUCAAUCCACAAGGUCGAAUAAUUUAGCAAAAUAACAAGCCUCAUGGCUCCAAAGACAAUGCAGAUAAGGGUUUCACGAGUAAGUAAAGGAUAAUUGCUAUCGUAUCCAACUUAAUUGGUAUUUAAAAUAUUUCAAACGCCAUCAAUUUCUAAGCGUUUUAAUAGACUUCUUUCUACGACUUAAUUUAUAAGAGAAAAAAACAAAAGACAUUGUAAUAAGUAUAUAAGAUGCUUUUUGCGAUUUAACAAGUUUAAAUAUUUCCAAUAGUUUCCUUAUUGUAGAGGGAUUCUAUAGCAUGCAUUAUAAGGGAGGCAAAUUCAUAUUAUUUCAUUAGUAGUUCAUGAUUUUUGUUGGUUUUCAAUUAUUUAAUCAAUAUAAAUUGCUUUGGGCCAUAUCAAAUAC